Messenger RNA from Clarias gariepinus (North African catfish), 2927 nucleotides. RefSeq names its product ceramide synthase 2b (gene cers2b). Gene Ontology annotation, biological process: ceramide biosynthetic process. The transcript is spliced from 11 exons. NCBI's taxonomy places the organism in Eukaryota, Metazoa, Chordata, Actinopteri, Siluriformes, Clariidae. The record is from RefSeq and is a predicted model, not a curated record. Gene Ontology annotation, molecular function: DNA binding; sphingosine N-acyltransferase activity. Bases 472 to 1635 code for a protein of 387 amino acids. Gene Ontology annotation, cellular component: membrane.
ACUCCGUCCUCUCUCUCUCUCUCUCGCUCGCGAUUCCCCAGCCACGCCCCUCGCGCUUCCUCCACGCGAAAAAAAAACUUUUUUAAAGGUCCGUUAUCUGGACAGGAGGAACCGACAGGUUACCGGAACACUGGGUUAAAGUUUCAGACGUGAAUUUUCAACGUUACUUACCAGCACGUGCCACCGGAUGCCGCGUGCGUGUUAAAGAAAAAGAUUAGUCUUUCAUUCGGGGGCGACAGUAAGUUAGAGAGAGAGACAGAGAUGUGGGCGGGCGGCGAACCGAAUCUGCAACCGUUAAAUUAACCGCAAACUCACAGCGAACCAGGAUUUAACGUUACCGGACAACACGAGGAUCCGUUUGUUUUUCAUCUUAAAGACACUUCUGUGGAAUAUAACUGAGAUUUAACCGCUUUUUGGCAGGUUUUUCAGCAGUGGAUCACCGGCUGCGCGGAGGCUCGCGACCAACGCAACAUGUUGCAGUGGCUGAGCGAUGUGUUCUGGCAGGAGCGUCUCUGGUUCCCAGUAGGUUUAGGGUGGGCGGAUCUUGAGGACAGAGAUGGGCGUGUCUAUGCGAAAGCAAGGGACCUGUGGGUGGGCCUGCCCAUCGCCUUCACCUUCCUCAUCCUCAGGCAGUUGUUUGAGAGGACGGUUGCAACCUCUCUGGCCUCGAUGCUCGGAAUAAAAGAAACAGUACGAAUAAAUGCAGCUCACAAUCCAACGCUGGAGUCGUACUACUGUCACAGCAGCAAAUACCCUACACAGAAGUGUGUAGUGGAGUUGUGUAGACAGAGCGGUUGUACAGAGAAACAGCUGCAGCGUUGGUUCAGACGGAGAAGAAACCAGGACAGACCUAUCCUGAUUAAGAAGUUCAGAGAGGCCAGUUGGAGGUUUGUGAUUUAUCUCUUUGCCUUCGUUGGUGGGCUGCUCGCUCUCAUCGACAAACCAUGGCUUUAUGAUUUAGAGGAGAUGUGGAAGGGAUUCCCAACUCUGACUAUCUUACCCUCGCAGUAUUGGUACUACAUGCUGGAGUUGGGAUUUUAUCUGUCUCUCCUCUUCAGCGUGGCUUCAGAUGUCAAACGCAAAGACUUUAAAGAGCAGGUCAUCCACCAUGUUGCUACCAUCACACUGAUCAGUUUCUCUUGGUGUAUGAACUAUAUCCGCGCAGGAACGCUCGUCAUGUUCCUGCACGAUUCCUCGGACUAUCUACUGGAGUCAGCGAAGAUGUUUAACUACGCAGGAUGGAGGAAGACGUGUAACUACAUCUUCAUUGUGUUUGCUGUGUUCUUCAUCAUCACACGACUCCUCAUCUUCCCAUUCCGGAUCCUGUACUGUACGUGGGUGUAUCCUCUGACACUCUACCCGCCGUUCUUCGGGUAUUACUUCUUUAACGGGCUGCUCCUGGUGCUGCAGUGUUUACACGUGUUCUGGGCCGCGCUCAUCAUCCGCAUGGCACUGCGCUUCCUGCCUCGCAAUGAGAUCGUGGAGGACGAGAGGAGCGACAGAGAGGAGACGGACGACACAGAGGACGACGACGAAAACGAGGAGAGGAACGGAGAGAUAAAAAAGCACAGACUGUUACGGAACGGCUACACCUUGCACAACAACAACCACCGCAACCACCACAAAACACACUGACAGAGAAACACACACACACACACACACACACACACACACACACACACACUGGGGGAAGGAGGUUCUGGUUAUGUUCGCUUUUCCUCACUCCACACACACACACACACACACACACACACACACACAGAGGGAGGGAGGUUCUGGUUAUGUUCGCUUUUCCUCACUCCACACACACACACACACACACACACAUGAACACCAUAUGAUCAUGGGUUUAUACUGUCCUGGUACAGAUGCUGCUCAAGGCCCAGACAGGAGUCUUGUGGGGGGAGGGGGGGGGUUAUGGGGGAAAGCUCUAGAUGGCUGACGAUGUCAUCAGGUCACAUGACCACCCUUUGGUGCUUCCAUUGGCGUAACCUAGACAUUUUCCCAAAGGAUUUGAGGUAAAUUAUGUGUAAAAUAUUAGCUUUAUUUUACGUCGCUCACGAGUCAGUAGCGAGGUAGCUAAGUAGUUAGCUCCAUCAGGUUCCUGCGAUUAUCUGCAAUAUUUAUUCGGGUCAUUUGAGCGUGAGAUGUUUCAGUAGUCACAUAUAGCUAGAGAUGUGGGGCUGUAACCUGGGCAGGGUGCGCUACUGUCUAUAUACUGUCAUACCAGAGAGAGGGAGAGAACUGUCGUCUUGGGUUUAACGAAUUAUGUGCCUUAUGCGUCACGUGUCCUUUAUGUCCAUGUCUGAUCACCGUAUGUAUGUAAUAUACGUACAUGUUGCAGAUGGUACACUAAGAGUGUAUUAAAGUAGUACAUCUAGGACACGUCCUCCAGCAGCGUUUUUAAGCCACGACUCUUUACCUGGUAGUCUAUUGUAUCUUUAAAAAAAUUACAAAUGUCAUGGCUGCGUCCCAAAAUCCAAAAUCACCCCCACACUAAAUAAUUACUCUGAGACCGGCCUUGUUUCAAAUUACAUACUAAUAUACUACCUGAAAAAAAAAAAGUGUUGUGAAACACAUCUAGAACAUAACCAGUUUGGGUCAAAUAAAAUUUUGCAGUGGUUGAGGUGUUGGACUGUAAAAAGAGUGGCUGUGUUCCAAACCACACUAAUAAUAAUAAUAAGACAGCCUAGCAUUAGAAAAUUGCGUACUACCAAAGAAAAUAGUGUUCAUUCUUUUUUUACCUCCUUUUUCGUUUUUUUUUUUUUUUUUAUUAUUAUUAUUCCUGUUUUAAACACCUGCUGCGUUCACACUCCACCCCCCAAACCAAAACUUUAACAGUGUUAUUUUACUUUUCUGUACAUUGAGCUGACAUAAUGGAACGAUGUUACGAUGAUAACGGAGAUAAUAAACCAAUGAGAACCACA